Molecule: messenger RNA, 2493 nt
Organism: Perkinsus marinus ATCC 50983
Lineage: Eukaryota; Perkinsozoa; Perkinsida; Perkinsidae
Exons: 20
Coding region: 1-2493 (830 amino acids)
Biological process (GO): 7-methylguanosine mRNA capping
Molecular function (GO): methyltransferase cap1 activity
Source: RefSeq, a predicted model, not a curated record
AUGGGACGACGUGCAUCAGACGGGAAGAAGCGGCGGACGGUCGCCGAAGGUGUGGAUAGCAACUCGGCGAUGAACUUGAUGUACAAGUCUGAGUCCCGCAGUAGUUGGGAGCCCGAUUUCGCGGAAGCAGCUCAGCAUGCUAGGGACUGCAUUAGAGGUAACCCACACUGCGUCCAGCGUCUCACGGACCCCCUGUGUCGGUAUCUGGAUAGCCCAGCUGGUGGUGAGCAGCAGCUCCAUCCUGAGUUCCGUCGAGAGAUCGAUGUAUCGAAGAGGAGGGUCUAUCAUCGUCGUGAAAAGGAGGAGAAAUCAACCUUGCAUUGGGGCCAACGUAAGCUCCUCUUGGCAGAGUUGGAGUUCCUGAUGGAAUAUGACUCGAGUAAAGCAGCUGUUGUGGUCUACGUGGGUGCCGGGCCAGGCGACCACAUACCCGUAUUGAUCCGCUUCAUCAAUGCCUAUCGCCACUAUCGUGACUACCAACCUCUCUCGUUUGAGCUCUAUGACUCCACACCCUUCGCUGAGCCCUUGAGGGCAAUGGCAGAGCAAGACCCCGGCUCAGUACGGCUCAUUCAGGACAAGUUCGACCUAGAGCGAGCCCGGAGUAGCCGUUAUCGAGAUGGCAGGACACCCAUAUUGCUUAUGAGUGAUAUUAGAAGCGGUAAUUGGCAAGGGCAGAGCUUUGAGGAAAACGAAAAGAUGGUGAGGGACGACAUGUCGGCCCAGCUGGCCUGGUGGAAGGCUAUGAGACCCCAGAAGGCUCUGAUGAAGUUUAGGUUGCCGUACACAGAAGGUAAGGUUGAGUACGUGUCGGGGAAAGUGUAUUACCCUAUAUGGGGCGCGCAGACCACCACCGAAGCCCGACUAACUAUAGAGUCGCCGGAUGCUCCUAUGAUCGAAUAUGACAAUGGGGAGUUCGGCGAGGCUAUGGCGUAUUUCAAUACGGUCCUCCGCACUGCCGUCUACGAAAGGCCGAGGAAUCUGAAGGGCCCAGACGAGCCCUUCUUGGCAGCCGGCCUUUGUCGCUGUUAUGAUUGCACAGCAGAGACGCGGAUAUUGAGCGCCUACCUGAGGGGCUGUGGGGCGGACGGUUCCAGUACUCGCACUGUGGCUGACUUUUCUACUCAACUGUCGGACCAGAUGGGCCCUCGGACCCUUCUGACGUGUAUACAGAACCCGGCCGAGAGAAAUUCGGCACAGCCUGAGGGGAAAUCUCCGAAACAUAGGAAGGUGGAAGAAGAGAAGGCUGCCGUUGAGGGCGAGGAAGACCCCACGCUUGCUCUAAUGCGGUCCAUGGGUCUCCCGACGGGCUUUGUUGGGGACAAACUAGCCCAGUACGGGGAGGAGGACCAAGACGACUGGUCUGAUGGUGACUCUAUAGGACAGGGUACUGAAUCGGAUGAGCCUUGGAGGCGUUCCACUGGCGGCUCCAGGCAUAUAGACAAAAAGGACCAUCCAGCAGACAACACCCGCGUGCUGCAGGAGAGAAAGUCUCCUGAUGCAGCAGAUUUCAACGCUGCUUGUCAGCACAUGCAGGACUCAGGAAGUAGUCGUAAACCUUCCGAGGAGCAGCCCACUAAGGAAGAACCAACAACAGCAGCAGUUGAGCCUCCAGCCAAUGCAAGCCCUUCAACUACAGCAGCUGAGUACACCCCUAGGAAGUCGCCGUCGACGAGCAGCUCCAGCGAGGCGCUCACGCCAGGAACUAUACUAUUGAGGGAGUACACUAGGCAUUUCUCAUUCAAUCCUGGCCUUCUUGAUCACUCUACCUAUUGGUCCGACUCCAGUUUGGCCAACCUUUGCUUGAAGCUGCGUCUACCGGCUACUGGCUCGAGAGAAGAGAUCAUCGGCCGUCUCCGUAUGUGGCAUGCUACACAUAACCCCAACGGGCCUACCCCGGGGGUGCCCUCCUAUCGCGCUACUCGUGGCCACUUCUGCCUUGUCGCUGUCAAGGAAGGUUUAGUCGCGGAAAAGUUCAAGAGUCCCUUUAAGCGGAAAGCUGGAAGUGCGUCAAAGCCCAUCUUGAGGAAAGUAUCGUCGUAUAGUCCCACGUCAUUCGCUACUACUGAAACCUUGUUACCGGUCGUCGAGUCCCCAAAGGCAUCCAGUAGACCUGACCUCAGCAGUCCACAAGGCGGUCGCCUCUCUCCAUGCAAGGAACGUCGUCGCAGUAUUUGUCCUCCAAUUGAUGUAACGGACUCGGAAGGAGAGUUCUCUAAUGACCAGAGAAGCUCUACCCACAGCAUGCCCCCGAAGCACGACUGCGCAGUAGAUCAAUCAACACCGGCCAGGCAUGUUCGCGGCGGCCCUGCUUCUGAAGCCUCAACGAAGCGUAAACGCCGCAGAGUACAAUUCUCCCCGUUCAACGAGGUACAGUUGAUGUCACCAAGACGUCUCCUGCCUGCCCUCUCCCGCAAACGCUUAAUGUUCGAAGCGGUUCCUGAGGAAGACCCGUUUGCCGAGACCGCCCAUAUUCCUGUUGAAGAGUGCCAGUAG